UAGGCUCCAGCACUGCCCGUGACCAUCGUGAGGAUAAGCGACAAAGAAAAUGGAUGGGUGCUGAUUUAAAUGACAUUCAAUAUUCAUGAUUUUGAUUGUGGGAGCAGAAAAGCACAAAGCUCCUCGUGGGCCGCCAUCUUGGGUCUUGCGCAACCGUGGCGCAGUCACCGUGUGCACACUGCUGAAUUGUUAAAUGCAAAAUUCUCUACGUGUAAACUGGACUGUCAAUUGUGUUCAUAACAACUGUUGGCAAAUGAGGCCCAUUUCACUUCGAGCUUUCUCACGCUAUUCCCCAAAAGCUUAAAAAUGGGUGUUGUCCCGUUUCCCACAGUCGUUAAAUGUUUCCAUUCGUAUGAAAAAAGCCCUUUCAGGAUUUACCCUGCGGCUGAUGUUGCUCGGUUGUGUUUCUGUUUCUCUGUUACGCCCUGUGCCGCUAAUUCUUUGGGCAUGUGAUGCAAGACUCAAGGCUUUUUGUUUAAGAAAGUGAACACUCGUUACACGGCGACCUACAAUAGGGCACAAUGAGACUUAUUUGCAUCAUCUUACUGCAUUUCAUUUUUGUCUGCUGCACCUCAACUAAGAAGAUGCGUUGGUGCACAGUGUCCGAUCCUGAGCAGAGGAAGUGUGCAGAAAUGGGGAAAGCCCUGCUCGCCGUGCCGCCUCCAGCCACUGCGAACGCUUUUCCCGGACUUUCUUGCAUCCGAGCCUUCAGCCUGACUGACUGCAUCAACAAGGUCACGGCUAAUCGCGCAGAUGUGGUGACGCUAGAGGCGGGAGGUGUUUACUCUGCGAUGAAGGAAUUCGGCCUCGCGGCUGUCGCCAAGGAGACGUACAGCGAUGGAGGCUGCGUUUUGUCUGUGGCUGUGGUGAAAAACAGCAGCUUGUCCGUAAAGUCCCUGCGGGGUCUCAGGAGCUGUCACAGUGGGUUCCGAUGGACGGCCGGGUGGAGUCUUCCGCUUGGGUUCCUGCUGUCCCGCAAUUACCUGAGCUGGUCGAAGGAGAGGCCGCUCGCAAAGGGCGUGAGCGCCUUUUUCAAUGCCAGCUGCGUUCCCGGAUCUGCUGCCGUGGCGCCACAUCUCUGUUCUCUGUGCCGAGGCCAGAAGUCUUACGUUCGACAAAAAAAUUUACACUGCGAGAUGUCUCACAGCGAACCUUUCUACAACAGCUACGGAGCCCUCAGAUGUCUCAAGAGUGGUGCGGGAGAUGUUGCAUUCGUGGACCAUUUGGCACUUGAAAGUAUCGAAAACAGUGAAAGGGACAAGUUGAGGUUACUGUGCACAGACGGCACCCAAGCGCCACUCAGUCAUUACAAAACCUGCAAUCUGGGCCGAGGUCCAGGAGCGGCCGUGGUCACCCGAUUGAGCUUUCGGACGGUGGCUCGCAAGUUUCUUCUCACGCUGCAGACGCUUUUUGGCCGUCAGGGCCGUGAGAGGCAUCGCUUCCAACUCUUCGACUCAUCUUCUUUUGGGGAAAGAGACCUCCUUUUCAAAGAUGCCACAGCCAAACUAGCUGCUCUGCCGGAUGGCGUGGACCUCAGUCAGGUGUUGGGACUGGGUUACAUAACACUGCUCAAGGGUCUCGGACAUGAAGGAAGCUCGCUGGAGGACAGUGUUGUGCGGUGGUGCUGCAUCAGCCACGCGGAGCUGACGAAAUGCGAGCAGUGGGCUCUGAACAUAGAGUCAGACCCGCUGGUGUGUGUUAGAGCGGCCUCCAUGCGAGACUGCGUGAAGAAAAUUAAGCAGGAUGAGGUGGACGCGGUCUCACUAGACGCAACUCAUGUAUAUAUUGCAGGAAAAUGUGGCCUGGUUCCGGUCGUAACGGAAUAUUAUGGUCAAGAUGGAGAAUGUAUGGCAACUGGAGUAUCUGCUGGGCAAAAGACAGAAGUGUUGCCUUCGGUCGUGGGCGUGGCAGUGGCCAAGCGGUCCAACAGGCUCAUCGCCAUGGGCACCCUCGGGGGUCGUCGCUCCUGCCAUGGCCACAUGCACAGCCCCGCGGGGUGGCUGCUGCCGUACGCGCACACGCUCAGCCGGCAGCACGACAGCGGCCACGCAACUUGUGAUCCAAACCGAGUGUACGGCGCCGUGUUUUGGAAAGGAUGCCUUCCCGGCUCUCGGGGGAAUCUGUGUAAAGUGUGUCUGGGGGGCACGGGCGAGGCGACAACCAAACGCUGCGCUGACAACCACAAUGAGCGUUACUAUGGCAACAUGGGAGCUUUGAGGUGUCUGGUUGGAGAUCCCAGUGGCAAAAGCUAUGGCGAUGUGGCCUUCCUUGAGAAUCACAACCUUCAAGACAACAUUCUCAGUUUGAAUUCCUCUGGUUGGGCAGAAGGGUGGACGCCGUCGGACUUUGAGCUGCUGUGCGGGGACGGACGUCGGGCGUCGUUGUCCGAGUGGGAGAGCUGUCACUUGGGCGUCAUCCCGCCCAACACGGUCAUGACCCGGCCGGUGCUCACGGCACGGGUUUACAACUUCCUCGUCAAGUCUGAAGAAACACUGGCGGCCAAGCCAAGAUCCGAGUUUAAACUCUUUGAAUCUCGACGCUACGGCGAAAGCGAUUUGUUGUUCAAAGACGUGACCCGAUGUUUCCUCCACACGAGCCACGCGGAUUGGCGCUCCGUUCUGGGAGAGGAGUUUUACAGCCGCGUGGAAGCUGCCUUCAACUGCACCCAGUCUGCAGACAUCUUACACUUCUGCAGUCAAGAUGUGUGCAGUCCACUUUAAUGGCCACUGAGAAUCAGUCCAAAUAAUUUUGAUUAAUCAGUUUGUGUGUCAAAUACUUUAAUGAAAGGCUGAUUCGAAAGUUCCAACGGAUCACAGGAUUUGUUGCAGAUACGGGUUUCUCUUGGUACCACUUUCCUUGUCAUAAACUCAUUAUGUGAUGUAUUAAAGAGUACUGUAGAA
Molecule: messenger RNA, 2900 nt
Organism: Syngnathoides biaculeatus (alligator pipefish)
Lineage: Eukaryota; Metazoa; Chordata; Actinopteri; Syngnathiformes; Syngnathidae
Gene: sxph
Product: saxiphilin
Exons: 17
Coding region: 522-2720 (732 amino acids)
Biological process (GO): iron ion transport
Cellular component (GO): plasma membrane; early endosome; recycling endosome
Source: RefSeq, a predicted model, not a curated record